Penicillium alfredii is the source of this 765-nucleotide messenger RNA. Its product is annotated as benzoate 4-monooxygenase cytochrome P450. The coding region runs from base 1 to 765 and encodes 254 amino acids. NCBI's taxonomy places the organism in Eukaryota, Fungi, Ascomycota, Eurotiomycetes, Eurotiales, Aspergillaceae. Gene Ontology annotation, molecular function: oxidoreductase activity, acting on paired donors, with incorporation or reduction of molecular oxygen; iron ion binding; heme binding. The transcript is spliced from 3 exons. The record is from RefSeq and is a predicted model, not a curated record.
AUGUCUACGAGCGACGAAGCUCCUUUCGAACCAGACAGCCUCAUAUCCAACACAAAAGACAUCCCAUUCUGCGUACUGGUCCGAGUGCGAUGUCAUUCGGCAGCGUGGGCGCAAUCAAAGAUAUCUACGGACACGACUCGCCUUGUCUCAAAAGACGACGUUGUCAGCUCAGAUGAAUUGACCGUGAACUUUCGAUUUUGGUUCAACCUCUUCACUCUCGAUGCCAUUGCCGACAUUGCGUUAAGUGAACGCUUGGGCUUGCUUGAAUCAGGGUCCGACCUGUUCAAAAGCGCUAGGGGCAACAGCGUGCAGAUCUUCAGCUUAAUUGACAGUCUGCAUUGUGGGGGUCGGACAGUCUCUCGAUUUGUCGGAGCGAUUGACUGGUUUUAUUUUUUGAAGGCCCUGGCUCCUCUAUUCUCUCCAAAUUUCCGCGCUCAUGCAGAUGACUUUAGAAAUAUAGUCAGCAUGUUGACGGACAAGCGGAUGGAAAGGCACCGUAACAGCGACAAACUCAGCGACUUCCUGGGUUGUCUUAUCGAGGACAAGGCAGGAAAGAACAGGGGAUUGGACCGCGGGGAGAUCGAGGCUGAGGCUAGCAUUCUCUUGGAUGUUGGAUCUGAUACUACCGCGAUUGCUUUAAACAAUGUCCUCUACUAUCUAAUCAAGCACCCAGAUACACUCGAAAAGCUCCGAGAAGAAGUGGCUGGAGUACUGACCGGAGAACAAUUCGCCCCUUAUGCGAAAGUGAAAGCCUUCCGUAUCUGA